Messenger RNA from Oncorhynchus gorbuscha (pink salmon), 3552 nucleotides. RefSeq names its product casein kinase I-like. Gene Ontology annotation, cellular component: nucleus; cytoplasm. Bases 631 to 1737 code for a protein of 368 amino acids. The transcript has 11 exons. Gene Ontology annotation, biological process: negative regulation of canonical Wnt signaling pathway; signal transduction; peptidyl-serine phosphorylation. Gene Ontology annotation, molecular function: ATP binding; protein serine/threonine kinase activity. NCBI's taxonomy places the organism in Eukaryota, Metazoa, Chordata, Actinopteri, Salmoniformes, Salmonidae. The record is from RefSeq and is a predicted model, not a curated record.
UCGCGCCCGCCUGCGCCUUGUUCUGAAGCUAAGCUAGCUAGAAUCACCUCGAGACGGACAGUGCAUUUUUGUGGAGUAGUGACAAGAAAAUGGCGGAGUGAGUGGGUUGCGCUUUGAAGGAAAGCAGCGACCCUAGGUUUCCGUAAAAUAUAAUACGAACAAAGGAGAACCACAUAAAAGCUGUAACUUUCAUCAAAAAUUUGACAAACAAGAACAAUAUUGCCCCUCUCGCGGAGGUGGUACAAACAGAUUAUCGAACCAGGCUUCGCAGUACCACUGGUGUCAUUUCGAUAGCUCGACGCUAGCAGGCUAGCGACGAGGCACUUGGCGACGGACUAACACGGCACAUUAGAAGUGUUUUCAGAAUAAUUGUUUGGCCUUUUUUCGUGAUAAGUGUUGGGUUUAUUUUGUAUGUUUUUUACUAACUAGCUUGUGAAUAUCGCAUGAGAAUAAGCAAAGUCUGUCCUAGUUCGCUAACAUUACAUUGUUUCAAGUACAUAGCCCACGACCAACCAGGAUUGUAUGUUCACGAUAUGUUCUGAUAACGAGCUGGCCGAGUAGGGGAACCGACGGAGCAGUCCCAGAGAAUACUAUUUUAAACUGAUUGGGGUUGCUCGUGAUUUUGAGGAUAUGGCCAGCAGCAGCGGCUCAAAAGCCGAAUUCAUUGUUGGUGGAAAAUACAAACUUGUCAGAAAAAUUGGAUCUGGAUCAUUUGGUGACAUAUACCUGGCGAUCAACAUCACAAAUGGAGAGGAGGUAGCUGUAAAAUUGGAGUCUCAGAAAGCCAGACACCCACAGUUGUUAUAUGAAAGCAAACUGUACAAAAUAUUACAAGGAGGAGUUGGAAUCCCACACAUAAGGUGGUAUGGCCAAGAAAAGGACUACAAUGUCCUAGUGAUGGACCUGCUGGGACCUAGUCUGGAAGACCUCUUCAACUUCUGCUCGCGCAGGUUCACAAUGAAAACUGUUCUAAUGCUCGCAGACCAGAUGAUCAGCAGAAUCGAGUAUGUGCACACAAAGAACUUCAUUCACAGAGAUAUCAAGCCAGACAACUUUUUAAUGGGUAUUGGCCGUCACUGUAACAAGUGUUUGGAAUCUCCAGUGGGGAAGAGGAAAAGAAGCUUGGCUGUUAGUUCUUCUCAGGACCCAUCUUUCUCAGGAUUAAACCAGUUGUUCCUCAUCGACUUUGGUCUGGCCAAAAAAUACCGGGACAACAGGACACGACAGCACAUACCUUACCGAGAAGACAAGAAUCUCACCGGCACAGCACGCUAUGCCAGCAUCAACGCGCACCUGGGCAUCGAGCAGAGUCGCCGAGAUGACAUGGAGUCGCUAGGCUACGUCCUGAUGUACUUCAACAGAACCAGCCUGCCCUGGCAGGGUCUAAAGGUAGGCCAGGCUGCCACAAAGAAACAGAAGUACGAGAAGAUUAGCGAGAAGAAGAUGUCCACUCCAGUUGAGGUUUUGUGUAAGGGUUUCCCAGCAGAGUUCGCCAUGUACCUGAACUACUGCCGUGGGCUGCGGUUUGAGGAGGCACCUGACUACAUGUACCUGCGUCAGCUGUUCCGCAUUCUCUUCAGGACUUUGAACCACCAGUACGACUACACGUUUGACUGGACGAUGCUGAAGCAGAAAGCAGCCCAGCAGGCUGCGUCCUCAGGGGGACAGGGGCAACCGGCACAAACUCCCUCAGGCAAGCAAACUGACAAACCCAAGAGUAACAUGAAAGGUUUCUGAGCAGUAAGACAAUGAAAGGAAGCAGAGCAGAGUGGCCGUAGCAGGAUUUGCCUUCUAAUCACACCCCGGCAUCUAGGAUCAAAUUCACCAGAACCUGCCAGGCAUUGUGGGCAACCCUUUUUUCCUGUUAAAGAACUAUUCCUUCCAUAUACUAUAUAUGUAAUCGCUCUAUAUAGAUAACAUGCUCUGCAUAUAUCUAUAUAUUGGUAUGUAUAUACUAUAUCCACACAGAAAGCAGGCUUGGUUUUUCCGAAGCUGUAGCCUUCUCUAUUGUCCUGUCCCUGAAGAUUUUUUGUUUCUUCAAAACGGAAAACUAAGAAAUGGUUGGCUCACUGCGGAUGUUUGUGCACCUGCCAAUACUUUCCCCUUGAUACUUUCUCCCUCUGAGAGCUGCUGUUUGGGUGCCUCCCUCACGUCAUGGCUGCCUGUCAGAGCAGCUUUGCCCCCAUUCCCUCUGUCACCGAGUGUGGCAUGAUGACCCAGACACACGUCAGUCAGAUUGAACAUUUGAAACAACCAUUUUCUCUUCCUUAUUCAACUUUUUUCCCUCAUCCUCAAGCAAAAUGAAAGAUGUAAUCUGAAACUGUUUCCUUUAUGAAAAGGUAAUUAAGAUUCUGCCUGCAGAUAUGUGCUAGAAGAGCUUCUAAUGUGAAGAUGAAAACACUAGGUUUCUCUUUAGAAUGCUGCAUUAAUAUUGUACUUCUGAAGUCUCAAACAACAAAUAAAAAAUAUGAACUCCACAAAAGCAUAUUCAUUAUAAAUUAGGCACCACUUGACUAAACCUAUUUGUAAAUUGCUUAGAAAAAAUGAUGCAUCAAUGAAUUUAUUUUGAAAAUGUUUUUGUUUUAUGUAAUUGCUAUGAUGGAUGGCCUCAAUGUUCCGUUUUUGAGACAGACAAACGUGCUCACUCCACCCGCCCUUCCUGUUAUAAUUUAUAUAUAUAUAUAUACACUUUUUUUAAAAUCAGAACUUUUUUUUCCCGUUUUAUAGUCAGUCGUCUUUCCCUGUAUUGAAUUGAUCAUUUUGGGGAAAGGGUGUUUUUGUUACUUUCUAAGGGGAAGCAGAUCCUGUUGUAAAAUACUCUGGGACUUUCUCUCUGCAACUACAUAUUGCUGCUGCAUAGAGUAGCAACCGUUUCCUAAUUUUCCUUUUUUUUUAUUGCGAAGAAAGUGUUGGAGGGUUGUUGUUUUUUUUUAUAUACUUUGAGUCUUGUAAGGCAAGUACCAUUUGGAUUUCAGUCAGCCUGUAGUCACAACAGAUGUACACCAGGGGCAGUUUGUCUCCCCCCCAUUAUUCCCGCUGACCCAGCAUUAGCUAUUUUACAGCUGGACGUUCUAUAAAAGUGUAAUUUAUUCCCUUUUAGCAUGUCAGAAUAAAUUCAAAUGACUUGUCAGCACCACUGUCCCAGUCUGUAAUUUGAAGAACACACUGACUUCUUAUGCCUUAUGCCUGGAUGAUGAUGAUGGCUGUUGAAGAAAGGGAAAAAAAGCAUUUUUUUUGCUUUCCAUUUGCUUGUCUUUACACAUUUACCUGUUGACUACCACACAACCUUAGUAUUGUAAGCAUUUGGAAACUGGAGACAUCGGCAGGAUUGGGGAUAGAUAAGGAAAGACUUUAUUUCAAAGAUAUCAGACUGAUUGCUCUAGAAAAAGGGACACAUUUGUGGAAAUGGUCUAAAAAGGUAUUGCUGUAAUCUAGAAAAAGCAGUUCCUGGUAAAUGAUGUUGAUGGGUAGUUGUAGGUGCUUGUGGUGGUGUUUUGAAAAAAAAAUCUUCCAGGAUUUAUAUCUGUAAAUAUUAAAAUGGCUUCAAAUGGC